Penicillium egyptiacum is the source of this 2166-nucleotide messenger RNA. The record is from the annotation of a GenBank genome assembly. NCBI's taxonomy places the organism in Eukaryota, Fungi, Ascomycota, Eurotiomycetes, Eurotiales, Aspergillaceae.
AUGAACUUGCUAGGCGCAAGCGACCGGGUAGAAAGUAUACGUCCCGAGCCUUGUGAUGGUAUUCGACCGUCUUGCUCUCGCUGCAUUGACCGUGGCGUUCAAUGCGAGUACUCGACAGCAGAGGACGGACGCCAGCCAGCGCCCAAGUCCUAUGUAGUUAUGCUGCGCAAACGUAUUGAACUUUUGGAGCGCGUGCUGCACACCAAUGGCAUCGAUCCAGACACCGCCAUCCAGCUGAUGACAAAAAAUGGCGAGCCUAACACUGAGUCUGCUCCGGCUUGCUCGAAUGGUGAUGACUUGUGUACUACGUUUGACGGUGCACUGACGCUUGACGAGUCAUUAAAUUUUGAUCAGGAUGGCGAAGUGCGAUAUUUUGGGCCGACAAAUUCGCCAGACGGAGAGGCUUAUCAGUCCGAUAGUCCUACCACGCGGACUGGUAAAAUACCGCUGAAUGGGAGUACAGACUCGUUAGAAGAAAGCUUGAUACCAGAAGACGGGCUUCGAUCUCAUUUGAUCGACCUGUAUUUUGAGUGGGAACAGCCAUGGCUUCAGAUGGUGAACGAGAAACUGUUUCGAGAUUCCAUGAGGCACGGCGGGCGAUACUUUAGCCCCCUUCUUUUAAAUUGUAUCCUCGCUUUAGGGUCACGCUACUGCGAUCGCAUAGAAGUGAGAUCAGACCCCAAUGAUUCGAAUACAGCCGGCAAGAUAUUUCUCGAGAAGGCGGAAGAAUUGAUUCAAAACGAUCUCAGAUGGCCCAAGAUCACAACAAUCCAGUCUUUGGCAAUCAUGGGCAUGGUUUAUAUUGCAAUGGGAUCUGAUGCUGCUGGGUGGCUCCAUCAAGGUAUGGCCAAUCGCCUGGCCCUGGAUAUGGGUUUCAACAUGGAUCCUUCGGUCCUUUCCGGAGCAGUUGCUCUUCCACCCAUCGAAAUUGAGCUGCGAAGGCAGAUCUAUUGGGCCCUGUAUUGCCACGACAAACUGUCAGCAAGCUACACAGGCAGGGUGUGCACGUUACUGGAUUCCCAGGGUGUCGUCAACAAACCAUUCCCUUUAUGUGCCUCAGAUGUCUAUUUGCCCUCAGCAAAUGGCAAUGGACAAUUGAGAUCUGCUUCCCAAAGAGACGUCGUACAGUUGCAUAGGGCAAUGAUUGACCUGUGUCGUAUAUUCGAGAAAGUCCUCCUUACGUUCUGGUCUCCAAAGCCGCUCCUCCAACCCCAACAACGUUCUGCAUUUUUUGACUCCUGUGUGCUUGAACUCAAGACUUGGUACUACGAUCUGGCUCCAGAGCUCAAAGUUGACCGUCCAUCUGGUCCCUCCCGAUUUCCCCACACCUACACUCUAUGCAUGGUAUACCAUACGGUGUGUAUUUUACUUUGCGUACCCUUUUUAAGCCAUAAUUCUGCCACUCAGGAUGCUUGCAAUCCCACAGACACGCAGACAAAACAGAACAGCAGCCACGAAGAAUCGGACCCUGCCCGGAAACAGAAAGCAAUGACAAUAUGCGCCAACUCCGCCCGAGGAAUGUGCAUCGUCGCCCAGAAAUAUAGACAGACAUUUGGCAGCUUUAAACUGAGCCCUAUAACAGCCACACACUGCAUGCUAUCUGCAGCGUCGAUCAUCAUUGAAAAUUGCUGUGUCGAUCCCAUUACGAAAGCUGAGACAAGUAACCAGGGUAUACAAGGUUCAUCACCACAGGCGGCUGUAGGACUCUGCCUUCAGGUUCUGCGAGAACUCUCGACGUCCUGGAAUAUUGCAAAGCGUAUCGGACGGAACCUGGAGAAAUUGUAUUGCCAACGACUGAACUGUGAUAUUAAUCAUAUGCCGCCCCCCCCCUCACUGGAAUGUAAUGGCCUUGGUACAACUACUUGUCAACCGACAGACACGGACGGUUAUCUCGGGCCCGAGGCCCCGACUGAGCCACUCAAUGGCCCGCUCGAUCAAAACGCCCCUUUGGCACCACCACUCCCAGACAUCAAUUGGUUUGAUGUUCCUACUCUAAGCAACACUCACCUGCACGAUAACGACAGCUUGAUUGGACUUGGGUCAGUCCCUAACCCCGAUGAGUUGUUUAUCAACAACCUCGGCUUUGCAUUCUCGGCCAAUUGUCUACCCAGCGACUACAACAUGUUUGAUACAUUGAAUCAAAUGUAUUUAGAAGAUAUAUGGUGA